Theobroma umbraticum is the source of this 2782-nucleotide messenger RNA. RefSeq names its product Fibronectin type III domain-containing protein (gene VRN5). Gene Ontology annotation, biological process: vernalization response; epigenetic regulation of gene expression. Lineage: Eukaryota; Viridiplantae; Streptophyta; Magnoliopsida; Malvales; Malvaceae. The record is from RefSeq and is a predicted model, not a curated record. Gene Ontology annotation, molecular function: protein binding.
AAAGCGUUAGCAACUCGUACAAGCUUUCUCUUCUCUCUCCUCAAAAACCAACUAACAACGAAGAGCCUGUCUCCUCUCUCCCCUUUUUUUUUUUUCUCUCUUUGGAUUCAAAGUUUUUUUCUUUUUCUUUUCUUUUUUUUUUUGGGGUUUUGGCUUCGUUAAAACCCUAGAUUCCUCCCCAUUAUACGAAGGGGGGGAGAGCUAAGCUUUGUGGGUUUCAACAUUUAAAUUAUGGAUUUAGAAGAUAAAUUCCUUGCUAAAGUUUCUGGCUUACAGAGUCUUUCAUCCAGUGUGCAAAGCACCCCCGAGAAAAAUGGCCAUUCAGAUGAUGCAUCAAGAAGUCCAGAACUCCUGCAGGAGUUUCUGAAAUCAGGUCCUAGAAAGGAGCUUCUUCGAACCUGUUUUGAUAAAGAAAAGAAAAAUUCAGCUUCUUCAAAGAGCAAAAUGACUGAAGCUUUAAGGUUGAGUAACAAGACAAUCAAGAAGCCAGAGUUGAGAAAGGCCUCAUUCACUGCCAACAGUCAGCCUUCCUCUAGGAAGCAGAACAGAAAGGGGGAGAACCCGAUGCGGGUGCUCCCAGCUUCUGAGCUGCCUUCAGAUCUUGGAUUUUCUAACUCAUGGAUAUGUAAAAACUCUGCUUGCAGAGCUGUUCUGUCCAUAGAUGACACAUUUUGCAAGAGAUGCUCGUGUUGCAUCUGUCACUUAUUUGAUGACAAUAAGGACCCAAGUCUUUGGUUGGUAUGCACCUCUGAAUCUGGCGAGGGGGAUUAUUGUGGGUUGUCAUGCCAUAUUGAAUGUGCUCUUCAACGUGAUAAGGUGGGGGUCGUUGAUCUUGGCCAAUUGAUGCAGCUAGAUGGUAGUUAUUGUUGUGCUUCAUGUGGUAAAGUUUCAGGUAUAUUGGGAUGUUGGAAGAAGCAGCUAAGCAUAGCAAAGGACGCUCGCCGCCUGGAUGUUCUUUGUUAUAGGAUAUACUUGAGUUACAGGCUCCUAGAUAAGACUUCUCGCUUUAAAGAACUGCAUGAGUUUGUGAGAGAUGGUAAGGCCAAACUAGAAAAAGAAGUGGGCCCAGUGAAUGGAGUCCAUGCCAAAAUGGCACGAGGAAUUGUCAGCAGGCUUUCUGUUGCUGGUGAUAUACAGAAACUAUGCUCUCUUGCAAUUGAAAAAGCAGAUGAAUGGCUGGCGACCAUGUCUAAUACUAGCCCAAAGUGCCAAGAUUCACGUCCCGCUGCUUGCAGGUUUCUAUUUGAAGAAGUUACAUCGUCAUCUGUUGUAAUUAUUCUAAUUGAACUGUCUACUGCAUCACCUGAUGAUAUUAAGGGCUACAAGCUCUGGUAUUUUAAGAGCAGAGAUGAGACACAUACAAAAGAGCCUAUCUCUGUCUUUCCAAGUACUCAGAGAAGGAUUUUGAUAUCUAAUCUGCAGCCAUGUACCGAGUACACCUUUCGCAUUGUUUCUUAUACUGAAGCUGGUGACUUGGGCCAUUCUGAGGCUAAAUGUUUCACCAAGAGUGUAGAGUUAAUUCACAAGAAUCCUAAUCCAGCAGCUGUCAUGAAUCAGAGGAAAGAGAAUACCCAUAUUGAAGGAAGUUCUUUAGGUUCAAAGGAGCUCCCAGCACUUGGUUCUUCUGGAUUUAAGGUUCGAGACCUUGGAAAGAUCCUGCGUCUGGCUUGGGCUCAAGAGCAAGGCUGCUUUGAAGGGUUUUGCAGUGCUGAUGUAGAAAAAUGCUGUGGAGCCAGCAAAAUUAUUAUGCCUGAAACUCAAGAAGAUGAUCGUAUGCCAUCUGUUUCACGUGGGCUUGACUUAAAUGUUGUCUCCGUGCCUGAUCUAAACGAAGAACUAACUCCUCCAUUUGAGUCCUCCAGGGAUGAAGAUAAUGGUUGCUGCACUUUAGAACAGGCUAUGGAGGCAGAUGAUGAUGCUGCUUCUCAUGAAAUAGAGAAGAAUGGAUUAGCAAGAUCACAUGGUAGUGGUGAUUCCACCUGGACUAAUGGGCCAACAGGGGAAGUGCCUGCUGUUGAUUCCCAUACAGAGUUGUGCAGGAAAAGAGUGGAAAACUCACAUGAAGAGACACAUGACUGUGAUAGCACUCUCAUAAAUGGGUCACCAUUUCGAAUCUCCAAUGAUUCAGGUUCUUUGGAUGAAAAUUUUGAGUCCUGUGUGAAGAUAAUCAGAUGUCUAGAAUGUGAGGGUCAUAUUAACCAAGAAUUCAGGUUGAAAUUACUAACAUGGUUUAGCUUGAGAUCAACAGAGCAGGAGCGUAGAGUGGUCAACACAUUCAUUCAAACCCUUAUUGAUGAUCCAAGUAGCUUGGCAGGGCAGUUGGUUGACUCAUUUUCUGAUAUCAUAUCUAGCAAGAGGCCACGAAAUGGAUUCUGUAGUAAGCUGUGGCACUAAAUUAGUUCAGGGCAUUCUAAAAUACAGGAUUGCUGUUUGCUUCAUGAUUAUUCUUUUCUUGUGGUAAACUUACCCCUGAUUGUUUCACCAACUUUGUACAGGCAUUUUUUCCUAAUCACUUUCAGAAGGUGAUUCUUUGUAUUGCGGACUAGAUUGUUCGGCUAAAGAUUUGGGUUGCCAAUUGCUGGCACAAUUCCCAUUUUAGUUGAAGUGGGGCCUUGAACGUGAGUGUUCAUGUUGUAGAAGGCACUUUUCAUUUCCUAAAACAUCCUAGUUACAUUUGAAGCAGUAGACUUUUAAUCAUGGAGAAUAUAUGUAUGGAUGCUUUAUUGCCUUCUUUAAUUCAAAGAAGGGUAUAUGAAUUAAUCUUGAAUUUUAUUUGGUUACA